Messenger RNA from Lymnaea stagnalis (great pond snail), 838 nucleotides. The record is from the annotation of a GenBank genome assembly. NCBI's taxonomy places the organism in Eukaryota, Metazoa, Mollusca, Gastropoda, Lymnaeidae.
AUGACUUCAAAUGACCCACCAUAUAUAACUAACACGACUUCAAGUGACCCACCAUAUAUAACUAACACGACUACAAAAAGUUCCCUGAAUAUAUAUAGCAACGUCACAAGCGGCCCACCACCAAUUAUCAGUAACACGACCACAAAUGGCCCACCAUUAACUAUCAUCAACACAUCUACAAACGGCCCACUAACAACUAUAACUAGCACGACUACAAACGGCCCACCACCAACUAUAACUGGCACGACUACAAACGGCCCAUCACCAGCUAUCAAUAACACAUCUACAAACGGCCCACUAACAACUAUAACUGACACGACUACAAACGGCCUGCCACCUACCACUGGCACAAACAGCCCCGUGACUAUAUAUAGCAGCCCCACCAACGGCCCGCCAUUCACUAUCACUAGCACGACCUCAAAUGGAACUCCAGCUAACACCGACCAGACCACAAACGGUCCACCACCAGCUACCACUAACACGACGAGCCCGCAAACUGACACGUACCCGACCACGACCAGCUCUCUGACACCAAACACUUCUCCAUACGCCAUCGACGCGACCACAGAACCCCCGCCAACUACUAUCACUAGCGCAACCGGCCCGCCGACAACUGAAUCAAAUACGAGCAUCUAUCCGUAUGUUUAUUAUCUGGUGGUCCCACACACCACCGAAGACGCUCUGAUCCACGCACAAUCCACGCUGAACAUUUUCGUCUCCAUGACAACCACGGAGUCCCUCAACAUCUCCGCCAGCGUUUCCGUGUUUCACCCGCUGUGGGACAGGGUCAAGGUCACCGUCCAACCCGGAAGCGAGGUGACCAUCCCGCUGCGACCCC